This is a messenger RNA of Saccharomycopsis crataegensis, 405 nucleotides long. RefSeq lists its product as uncharacterized. The transcript has a single exon. The coding region runs from base 1 to 405 and encodes 134 amino acids. NCBI's taxonomy places the organism in Eukaryota, Fungi, Ascomycota, Saccharomycetes, Ascoideales, Saccharomycopsidaceae. The record is from RefSeq and is a predicted model, not a curated record.
AUGCAAUUCUCUACUAUCGCCAUAGUUGCUCUUUCUGUUCUCUCUCAACACGUCCUUGCUGCCCCAGCCGCUAUUCCAGCUGCUGACGCUGAUGCCGCCAUGAACAUGGAAGCCGUCAAGGGUGCUUUUGCCUCCACCGGCAAAUACAUCGGUACUGGUGCUAAGGCCGUUGGUAAUUUCGCUAAAGAAAACGGUAAGAAGGUCGGUAAAGCCGGUCUCAUUGGUGCUGGUAUCCUUGGUGUUGGUGACAUUGUUUACGAAGCCGGUAAGCACCAUGAAAAAGAAGCUCAAGCCUCCCAAUCUUUGGCUAUUUCCUCUGCUGUCAGCUCUGCUACCAGUGCUUACGCUGCUGGCAUGACAACCACUGUUUCUACCAUCGUUGCUGCCGCAACCCACUCCUCAUAA